Molecule: messenger RNA, 4184 nt
Organism: Drosophila montana
Lineage: Eukaryota; Metazoa; Arthropoda; Insecta; Diptera; Drosophilidae
Exons: 7
Coding region: 153-2585 (810 amino acids)
Source: RefSeq, a predicted model, not a curated record
AAGCAUUAAUUUGUAUUACUAAUCGCGUUGCGUGUGGCUGCAUGCGCUGGAAUCUCAUUUUAAAUAUAGUUUGUUUUUAAGUUAAAAAGUGUAUCAAAUACUUUGAUUCAGCUGCCCAGGUAGGCGGCAAUCUCGACCACACACAAACAAACAUGGUUUUGUUUCUGCCGUCAACGAUUUUGGGGCGCAGCUACCUGCUUUUUGUGCUGGCGCUAGUCGUGGGCGUGUUCGCCCAGCACGAGUGGCAGGCGCGCGACCCCUUUGAUGAGAUCAAAAUACAGUUUGACAAGGUAAAUGCUGACAACUGUCCCAUACAGCAUCAUGCGGAUCUGUUUAUGCCGCUGGAUGCCGUCUCUCACAAGCCGGACAUCAAAGAGGUGAAUGUAAAUCCCGUGUUUCCCAAUCGCACGGCCUUGCUGCAUCUGCAAAACAUGGCGUUGAGUCGAAGCUUCUUUUGGAGCUACAUACUGCAGUCGCGCUUCAUACGUCCGGCCAUCAAUGAUACCUAUGAUCCGGGCAUGAUGUACUAUUUCCUUUCCACCGUGGCAGAUGUUUCGGCCAACCCCAGCAUUAACGCCUCGGCCAUUUACUUUGCGCCCAAUAGCUCGUACUCCUCGUCGUAUCGUGGCUUCUUCAAUAAGACCUUCCCACGAUUUGGGCCGCGUACUUUCCGUCUGGAUGACUUCAAUGAUCCCAUACAUUUGCAAAAGAUUUCCACGUGGAACACUUUCGAUGUGCAGGACUUGGGCGCUCAUCAUCCCGAUACCAUAUCGAAAGAUUACACACAUGAUUUUUAUAAAAUAAAUGAAUGGUAUCGCGCCUGGCUGCCGGACAAUGUCGAUGGUCGGCAUGACACAAAGAUCACCUACCAAGUGGAGAUUCGCUAUGCGAACAAUACAAAUGAAACAUUCACAUUCCAUGGUCCGCCUGGCUCCGAAGAGAAUCCGGGACCGAUAAAGUUUACACGCCCUUAUUUCGACUGCGGACGAUCUAACAAGUGGCUGGUGGCGGCCGUGGUGCCCAUUGCAGACAUUUAUCCCAGGCACACUCAGUUCCGUCACAUCGAGUAUCCCAAAUAUACUGCUGUAUCCGUACUGGAAAUGGACUUUGAGCGCAUAGACAUCAAUCAGUGUCCGCUGGGCGAGGGUAACAAGCCGCCGAAUCAUUUUGCAGGCACGGCACGAUGUAAAGAGGAAACAACCGAAUGCGAGCCAUUACACGGCUGGGGCUUUAGACGUGGCGGCUAUCAGUGUCGCUGCAAGCCGGGCUACCGACUGCCCAACACAGUACGGCGACCCUAUCUUGGCGAGAUUGUGGAACGCGCCUCGGCGGAACAGUAUUACAAUGAAUACAAUUGCCUCAAAAUUGGCUGGAUACAAAAGCUGCCCAUACAGUGGGAGAAGGCGCCCUAUCACAUACGCGAGAAGUACUUAGAUUUGCAUUCCGAGUAUCGCAAUUAUACGACAGGCUCCAGAGCACUGCACACGGAGCAUGUGAACGUUGAUCAGGCGCUGAAGUAUAUUCACGGCGUCAACUUUCGCACAUGCAAGAACUUCCAUCCACAAGAUUUGAUACUGCGCGGCGAUGUUAGCUUUGGCGCCAAGGAGCAGUUCGAAAACGAAGCGAAGAUGGCCGUGCGUCUGGCCAACUUUAUUAGCGCCUUUUUACAGAUAUCGGAUCCCAAUGAGGUAUAUUCGGGCAAACGUGUGGCGGACAAACCGCUGACCGAGGAUCAAAUGAUUGGCGAGACCCUGGCCAUUGUGCUUGGCGACAGUAAGGUCUGGUCGGCGUCAACGCUUUGGGAGCGCAAUAAGUUCACCAAUCGCACAUACUUUGCACCCUAUGCAUACAAAACGGAGCUGAACACGCGCAAGUUCAAGGUGGAGGAUCUGGCGCGUCUCAACAAAACGCACGAGCUCUACACCGAGAAGAAGUACUUCAAGUUCCUCAAACAGCGCUGGAACACGAACUUUGAUGAUCUAGAGACGUUCUACAUGAAAAUCAAGAUACGUCACAAUGAGACAGGUGAAUACCAGCAAAAGUACGAGCACUACCCCAACUCGUAUCGCGCCGCAAACAUCAAGCACGGCUACUGGACUCAGCCGCAGUUCGAUUGCGAUGGUUAUGUCAAGAAGUGGUUGGUGACCUAUGCGGUGCCCUUCUUUGGGUGGGACAGCCUCAAAGUCAAACUGGAAUUCAAGGGUGUGGUCGCUGUGUCCAUGGACAUGAUGCAGCUGGACAUUAAUCAGUGCCCGGACUGGUACUACGAACCAAAUGCCUUUAAGGGCACGCACAAGUGCGAUGAAAAGACCUCAUAUUGUGUGCCCAUCAUGGGACGUGGAUAUGAGACUGGCGGCUAUAAAUGUGAGUGCCUGCAGGGCUAUGAGUAUCCAUUUGAGGAUCUAAUCACCUACUAUGACGGCCAGUUGGUUGAGGCAGAGUAUCAAAACAUUGUUGCCGAUAAGGAGACGCGUUACGAUAUGUUCAAGUGUCGCCUGGCGGGCGCAUCGGGCUUGCAAUCGGCGCUGGGUCUGGUCAUCUCACUGAUUGGCCUUACUUUAACGCUACUUUUUAGAUUUAGUUAAACGUCCAUAAGCCAAAUAUCUAACUUCAAUUUCCGUCCACACGAAGCUCACAUCAAACUCUUCAUAAAAAGUAAAAACAAAAAAGAAACGUAAAGAAAACUGACAAAGCAACAGCAACUCAAAGACACAAAAUUGACACCCAAAACAAAACGCGCUGUUGCCGAAAAAAAAAAUCACAGAAAACCCAACCAAGUUGUCCGUUCCGAAUUCUAUAUAUAUUUUUAUAUAUAUGUACUCUUAUAUAUUUUAUAUUCUCUAGAUGCGCCUUUGAACAUUGUCAUCAUUUAUCUGCAAGGCGAUUAAGUUGUAGACAUAAUCUAUUACAAUGAAUCUGGUUAUUUGUCAUUUCUAUCAAAAGCGGCAGCAGCACCAGAAAAGCGCAAACAGCCGCGCCUACUGCGCUCAGAUUACGGAAGCGUCGUCUCUACUGAUGCUGUUGUUGCUGCUGCUGCUGCUGCUGAUGGUGCGACUGCGGCCCUUGCUAAUGUCCGUGAAGCUGCACAGCUGUGUGCGUGUGUGCUUGCUCAGAGUUUGCAAACCUGUUAACAUCAAAACCCAGUUAGGCCCCGUACCUACACCCAUCCUCUAGAGCCAGGCUGAGGGUUGUUUGUGCCGCACGCACACCUUUCCUGCCUGGCCAGCGGCUGGGCAUGGCAAAAAAAAAAAAAAAGUAGAAGCAAAAAAUAACCGAACGCCUGCCGUCGUGUUUUUCUUAUAUUAAAUCGUCGACAUUGCGGCGUCCGAUGGUCCAUUGGCCGUUUUUUUUGUUGCCUGAAUUAAAUAUGCCAGCGUUUCCUUUUUUUGCGCCUUGAUUAUCAUAUGCGCUUGAAUUUUUAUUAUCUAUACCCUGAGAACUUUUUCUAUGCGCCACAGGAACCAGUUUAUCAGCCACUUGGUCUUGGACUUGGUCUCCUGCCAGGGCAACAAAAAAAUAGCCAACUCUUCUUUUUUCAUUAAAAAAUGAUAGGUAACUGGACUUGGACAUGUACACAAAAAAUAUUUUCACACAUUUUUCAUAGUCAUAUCAGGGCAAUAGCGCGCCGGUGGGCAGUGACGACCGCUGCGUUUUGGGCAACUCCUCCAUUUCCAUUUGUGCCGUUGCCGGCUGCAGGCAGGAGCCGGCGCCGCGGGUACACAAUUCAAGUGGUAUAUUUAUACAUAUAUAAAUAUAUGCAUAAAUAGAUUAAAGUGUCUUAAGCAGUCUGGUCUGCUAUUUAAAAUACAUUAUCCAUAUAUCAGUUUGUAGGACAGUACAAAAAAGAAACAAUCGAUAAAGUGUUAAUUGUGCCUUAAAAACAAUAAUUCCAUGCUCGAAUAUAUAUUUACGUAUAUGUAGACUAAAUCGUAAGUCCGUCCAAUCUCUUUUUCUAUGUAUUGUUAAUAUUAAGUGCCUUGACAGAAUGAAUAUAUAUUCGAAUUUUAUGUAUAUCGACUUUUUUUAUAGACCAUAUUGUAUAGAGUUUUAAGUCAAAAUACCAUGCAGUGUUCGAAGCAGAAAACUUGUUUAGUUCGAAAAGAAACUUUUAUAAAUGCUUUGUACACAAUACACAAUUUAUAGUAAAACUAACAUUUAUGAUGAUAUUCUUUCCACUUACCAAA